Dreissena polymorpha is the source of this 3183-nucleotide messenger RNA. Its product is annotated as ornithine decarboxylase antizyme 1-like. Gene Ontology annotation, molecular function: ornithine decarboxylase inhibitor activity. Gene Ontology annotation, cellular component: nucleus; cytoplasm. The coding region runs from base 246 to 695 and encodes 149 amino acids. NCBI's taxonomy places the organism in Eukaryota, Metazoa, Mollusca, Bivalvia, Myida, Dreissenidae. The transcript has 6 exons. Gene Ontology annotation, biological process: positive regulation of protein catabolic process. The record is from RefSeq and is a predicted model, not a curated record.
UAAAUACCAGUGAAAACUGCGUAAUUCUCAUUAUACUUGCAUACUAAUCACCGGUCGCCAUAUUGGCGUAAUGUUAAGCAUUGCGAAAGCCAUCGUGAUUGACGAAAACUUCGGACCGAGUGCGGAAGACGAACCAUCAAAUAUGCCUGCUUUACAAGCGACAAAUCUAGGGGCAUCGAGGCGCGAAUUGAUUCUUCUCGGAGCCGGGCCUCGACAGUGCUCCUGAUGUGCCCCAUGCCGCCGACAUGUCAUUCGUGACAGGAGGCAGCGGCGUGGGGACUUCAAAAGAGCCCCCUGUCAAUGUCAAGUUAAACAAUACAGAUUUCUGCACCGCUAGCUUGGCAUCCACUGCACAGUUCGCCUCGAACCUGUGUUUUGUCGUACAAGUCGUCGAGAACGUUAUGGUGAAGUGGGAGACCAUCUAUGUGAAUAAUGUACUCUACGUGGAGGUCCCCAGCAGCAUUCUGCCCGAGGGCUCCAAGGAAAGCCUGAUUACUCUUCUGGAGUAUGCGGAGGAAGUGUUGGACUGCAGCCAUGUGAUUUUGGUCUUCAAAAAGAACCGAAAUGACAGAGCGAGUCUGAUACGCACCUUCAUGUUCCUUGGUUUUGAAGUGGUCUGCCCCGGCAGUCCCUUUGUGCCCCUGGUGGAGGACCUAAUGUUCUUGGCGUACACCAUCGAAGAUGACGAAGACUAAAGACACACACAAAACUAGCCCAGGGUUACAUGUCACCAUAACCCUGGAGAUUUUGUAUUAGCACAUUAGUUGAUUUUUCGGACCUUUAUCUUUGGACAUUUUGGGUUUAAUAAUAUCGUUUCCAAAACUUGUUGGUAAAGACAUGAAAACUUGUGCAUUUAAAAGUAACAACUUGUGUAUUUAAACUGAUUUAAAGGAACAUUAUAAUGAGGUGUCUUUCGUCAUUUUAACACAGGAUUUUGAGGUUUUAUUGUGCAUGCAAUAACAUGGUAUUUCUUGAAAUGUAGUAAAUCUCUUUUACGCAAACAUAAUCCAUUUUUCUAUGGCUUAGCAAUAUUAACGAAUAAGCAUAAUACAUUCAGUUGAAGCCAAUCAUUAUUAUGACUUGGUUAAACCAUUGUAACUAAAUGUUUUAAAUUUUCAAAGGAUCAGAGCAUUCAUUUAAUUGGUAUCUUAUAUGUUUUACCUUUUACUUCAUAAUGCUCACAUUUCUUCAAACUGCAUUUCCAAAUUCUGAACAUGUUAUUUUAAGACAGUAACUUUUGCUGAAAAUAAAUUUCCUUCAUGCAUUAUUUACGAUCACAUCAUUUACACCAUUACGAGAAAUACUGUGUUCUAUUGCCUAUUUGUGGAUGUAAGCUUGUAUUUUAUUUAGAUUUGUAUUGUUUAACCUGGCAUAGCGCCCCUACCCCCUAAACGUUCACACAAUUCAACUUUGUUUAUUAUAUAUAUUAUUUUGCUGUGUACAUUUUUGUACAUUGGUCUCUUAACAAUUUUGUACUUUGUGUGAUCUAUUUGUAAAUUGCCUUUGGCUAGGCCUUGUCAUAAUACUAUAAAUUGUUCAGAGCUUUUUAAAGAAUGUACCACACACUGGAUUUUGUGUACGAACAUUGCCAGUUAUGAUUGAUUUAGAAAAUUGUGAUACCUUGAAUACAGUAUACAACUUUGGAAUAAUUGCAAGAAGGCAAUAUAUCUCAUGUAAAACGUUAUACAUAGAAGUAUAUAUUAAUGAGAGAAAUGUGGCAAAUAAUGGACAUGAUGAUUCCACUAAGACAAGGCUCUAGUCAGUUUGAUAAGAAAUUGGGACCAUGUUGUAUGGAGGAUACACUGUGUUUUACUGUAGUGUUGAAUAACUACUGCUAUUAUAAAGCUUCAUAGGAUUUUUGUACUAAAAUGGCAUGUGUAAACACUUCUAAAAAUUAAAUAAAAUCUACAGUUCAUGUAUUGUUAAAAAGAUCUUAAGAAGAUCAAAUAAAAAGUUAAUAACUAUCUACUGUGAGUUUAUCAUAAGCUGACCUUGUGGGAGCAAAUUUUGUUGACCUAUUUUCAGCAUGUGUUAUCUUUUUUUGGCCUUGUUUACAUUCUCUAUAUUUGUGAUAAAUUGUUAACAGCAGUGUUAUUGGACUUUUUAUCAGUGGUGGACGUCACAAAGCUAGAUUCUUAACUGUUCAUAGUCACCAAAUUUUAAGCCUGACCUUGCUUUGAUUAUCUUGUGUAAGUUUACACAAUUUUUAGAGGUGUUUACUGUAAAUAAAUAUAUAAUAAACAAUUGAUUCAAGUUAUUUGCUUUUAAUCGUGUCCCCUUCUUUAUAACAUUUAUAGUAUGUACUAUUCUAUUUGUAUUUAGGUAGUUCAUUUAUUAUAUCUAAACCAAAAAGUAUUUCCUUUUAAGUAUUGUUUUUAAGUACUUAAUGUGUACAUUAAUAACUCAUUAAAACAAAACAUCGAUUGUAAUCAUUUAUUUUGAAAGAUUUGCAUGGAUUUUUGAAUUCAUUUGCUAGUCAUUUUUCUGCCAUGUUUGUUUUCAUGUUAACGUAGCAUUGUUUUAAAUGUUAAGUUACUACAAAUAUUACAUACCACUUCUUAUUUGCCAAAUCUUUUGUUACGGGACUUGAUUUCAAGCAAUUUUUCUUGAUCAUAAGAAAUAAAGACGAACAUUUACUUGUGACACAAAAAAAAUUUAAAAAAAAUGAAUAAUUGGGAAAAAAAACAAAAAAAAAAGAUUUGUUGUUUAUAAAGCAGGCAUAUGUGCUGGUUCUCUUUUUGCGCAAUUUUAUGUAUAUUUUUUUCUUUAAAUCUGCACCUGUAUAAUUAUUAUCUUUUUCCUCACUUUUCUCUUUAAAUAAAUGGUGGUACCACACACUUGUGGUUUAAACCAUAGAUAAUUGUAAAAAAAAUAAUUUAACUUCCAACUUAAUCCUAAAAACUUAGAUUCCUAAUAUUUACAUUAAAAUAAUAAUAAUAAUAUUGUCAAUGUAUAUACAUUACUUACAGUGAUUUAAAUUUGUGAUAGAUUUACAUCAAAGAGUGCAAGUCCUUACUAUGCAGCCAUUUGAGGUGCAGUAGGACUUUAAACUGUAACAUCAAAGAGUGCGUGAUUUUAUGUAGUUUGCAACAUUGAGGUGCAUUUGAAAUGUAACAUUGAUACAAAUCUUUAUUUUGAUGAUGUAUGUGGAACAAUAAAUAAAGUUUUAAUUCAAUACCACCA